CGUGUGGCGGCGGCUCCUGAGGCGGCACAGCCUCCCCCCGCCGGGGAGACCCAGGCAGGGAGCCCCGCCGCCGGCCGGCUCCUCCCCACACCGCCGCCCGCCGAGCCGCCCCGCCGCAGCCCGCCGCACCGGCCGCUCUCGCCAUGCGGCUCUGGGUGCUCCUCAGCCUGCUGCUGCUGCAGGAAACGCUGCCGCACGUUAUUGGACAGCCUACAAAGAGUAAGCAUCCAAAAGAACCUGGGGAAAACAAAAUUAGGCCUGUUAACAAAAAAGCAAAACCCAGAACACCCAAAAUGAAGGAGAGAGAAUCUGCUGACCCCUCUUUGAAGUCCCAGUCCAUACUGACACAGGUGAUGGAUAAAGGUCGUUUCCAGAAACUAGCUGCCACUUUAAGCCUGUCUGCAGGACAAAGCGUAGAACUGCGGUGUAAGGGGAGUAAUGUUACUUGGAACUAUCCUUCAUACUUGGACACCUUUAAAGACUCCAGACUCAGUAUAAAGCAGCUUGACAAGUACGGUCAGCUGAUCCUCGCAAACUCCACUGCAGCAGACACAGGAGAAUAUAGCUGCUGGCUUCAGCUGUGCAAUGGUAACAAAUGCAGGAAGGAUGAGACUAAAACAGGUUCAACGUACAUCUUUUUCACAGAUAAAGAAGAACUUUUUGUACCCACUCCCAGUUACUUUGAGAUUGUGUACUUGAACCCAGAUAAACCUGCAGUCAUCCCAUGCCGUGUUACUACUCCUUCAGCAACAGUAACUCUACACAGGGAAUUUCCAGCAGAAGAAAUUGAAGCAGAUGGAACUGAUAUUAUUUAUGAUGUGAAGAAGGGUUUUGUCUACCAGCAUCCUACUUCUGAUCAUAAAGGUAUUGUCUACUGCAAAGCAGAGUCGCAGGGAGCACCUCAGAUUUCCAUCAAGUAUCACCUAUUGUAUGUGGAAGUUCCCAAGGGCCCGCCCUCAGCUACAAUUGCGGCAUCAUCCAGUAGAGCAGAAGUCAGUGACAGCGUUCAUGUAAUCUGCACAGUCCUUGGAGAGCCAGAUGUAGAUGUGAACUUCAGGUGGCGGUACCCAGGGCAAGAGUCUGAGAGGCCUGUGAUUAUCCAAAACUUCUGGAGAUUGAUAGACAGAGGAACCGGACAAACCACAAGAAUCUCAAAGAGUGUUCUUGUUGUUGAGGAUUUUGAAGACAGAGAUGCUGGAAACUACAUUUGUGUAGCUCAAAACCUACACGGAGAAACAACAGUAGCUACUAAGGUUGAACUAAAUUGAUAGGAAAGGCUUCUGGACAUAGAAUGAACUGUAUGGUAUUUGAUGUUAUAGCCAUUUAUUUUCUUUAUUAAUGUUUAAAUGAAGUUUUCUCUGUCACUGUCUCAUUUCAUAUGUCAAUGCAUUCCAUAUUCACUAGCUUGCAGGCCAAAGCAGCAUUCCCUACGCGCAGCAGUAGUCAGUUGUGAGGUAAUAAACCUACUACCAAGCAUUAAAGUUUAAGCCUGAACAUAUAUAAGGCUCGUUAUAUUAGGGAAUAGGUGCUCUUGGGCUUUCCUCUGCUGUGGUCUUUUUCCUCAAACUCUUCCAUAAGGUUAACCUGCUCUAUGGUUUGUGCCUUUUUUGUGUAUGUGAGAACUGAGAGGACAUUAAAUAGCCUCAAAAAUCCACAAAGCAGGUGUAUCACUUCUGGUGCUGUGCAAUUUUGAAGUUUAGAGUACUGUACAUGUUUAAAACAACCAAAAAACCAAACCAAACCCAAAGAACCUUGUUACAGAACUAGCCAAUAGAAAUGUUUAUUUUGUAAGAAUAAUUAAAUUUCUGAACAUUAUAAAAAUGUGUGUAUGUGCGUAUGUCUUCAUUUCAUAUUAAAAUGGUAAAGGGUAUUGCAUUCUUACAACCUUUUAAUAUGUAGCUUACUUAGCGUUUACUCCUCAGUAGAUGUAUGGUGUUAUGUUUACUAAAUUAUAUAGCAAAUUAUGUUUCCUAAAGGUAAAACUUGCAUUUAUUCAUACAGUGUAAUUUACAAAAGAAAAAACCCAAAUGUAACAUUAGAAUAACGUUCGAUCAUACAGCAGGAUCUCUUCUCAGGUUAAUAACAGUUCAACUUGAUCAUAUCACUUAGGAGAGAAGGAAAGAAGUUU
This is a messenger RNA of Chroicocephalus ridibundus (black-headed gull), 2128 nucleotides long. It is a transcript of the gene PDGFRL, whose product is annotated as platelet derived growth factor receptor like. The record is from RefSeq and is a predicted model, not a curated record. Bases 144 to 1268 code for a protein of 374 amino acids. The transcript has 6 exons. NCBI's taxonomy places the organism in Eukaryota, Metazoa, Chordata, Aves, Charadriiformes, Laridae.